This is a messenger RNA of Anolis sagrei ordinatus, 2295 nucleotides long. RefSeq names its product methyltransferase like 25 (gene METTL25). The record is from RefSeq and is a predicted model, not a curated record. NCBI's taxonomy places the organism in Eukaryota, Metazoa, Chordata, Lepidosauria, Squamata, Anolidae.
ACAGCGCAUGCGCAGCGGGAAACCUCGGCAACAGGACACCUCAGUCGAUCGCCGAGCCUUGGUUUCUCUUCCAGCCUUGGCCAUGUCGGCGGCCGAGGCGUCUUCCGAGGAGGGCCACUUGCUGCCUCCGGAGCCGACAGCCGAGAGGGUGUCCGCUCGGAUUCGGGCCGUGGCUCGGUUCCUGCGCCGGGCCCUGCCGCUGUGCCUGGCCCACACGGUGGACUUUUACACGCGAGGCCUGUGGGAGAAGAUGGUGGCGCUUCCCCCGGAGACGGUGCUGGAGGCGCUGAGCGGAGACGGGCUUCGGAGGCUCCUGGAAGAGGCGCCCGAGCAGCGCCCUCUGGAGGAGCCCGCCGGUGAGUUUCACAACAUUUUUUGUGAAAAUUCUCAGAGGUUGAUUAAUGUACAAGCUUUUGCUUUAGCUGCUAAAUACUACUCUAUGCCAAACCUUGGAGUGUGUAUCCCAUUGGAACAGAUGCUCAAAAUUCUGAACAGAAAACAGCAGCCAGAAUCUGGUGCAGAGAUGAAAACAGAUGAUUUCAUGAAUAAUAAGAAGUCACAUGAAGUGCAGUUGAUGUCAGAAUUAGUGUAUGGCAUAGCAAAAUAUUGUGGCUUAAGCCAGGUUAUUGACCUGGGCUCUGGUAAAGGCUACCUGAGCUCCUUCCUGUCCCUGCAGUAUGGUUUAAAGGUUUAUGGAAUUGAUUCCUCAAAUACAAACACCCAUGGAGCUAAUGAAAGAAACAGGAAAUUGAAGAAACACUGGACAGCCUAUCAAAGAAGGGCAAGAGCCAAUGUCAGAGGCCAAGUACUGAAAGACAAAAAGGAAAGGCCAGAGCAAGAUAAAGAGAAAUGUAAAGCAAAUAGCAGCGAAAAUCUCUUAAGUACUAAUAACAGUCUUCAAAGUCAGGCCCAGGUGGCUGCCCCAGAUUCUCAAACAGCUGAUGUUUUCACAGACUCUGAUAUAUGUAUUGCUAACAAACAAUAUGAACUUCAUUCUGGGGCCCAGCUGCAGUCUGAUGAGAGCAACACUCCAGAAUAUGUGUUUCUUAAUAUUCUGCCGGCUGAUGCCGUUGAAGCUGACUCUUCACCUAGAAGUAAUUGCAGGGAUCUCUGUGAAGAGGAGAAAGAACGGAGAAAAAUGGCUUCCCUUGAAGCCAAAGCAAGCAGGUCAAAAGAAGCCAAUGUAUAUUCUCCAUUAACUUCAUACAUCACGGCAAACACGGAACUCCGCGACAUUGUUGAAGAUCUGGAGGACUGUGUGCUUGUGGGCCUUCAUACUUGUGGUGAUCUUGCACCAAGCACCCUACGUCUUUUUAAUGCUAAGUCUGAAAUUAAGGCAGUUUGUAGUGUGGGUUGCUGUUACCAUCUGCUAUCAGAAGAACAUGAAAUUGAGAAAGAUGGUACUCAUAGAGUAUGGGGUUUCCCCUUGUGCCGAUAUUUAAAAGAAGAAGGUUGGUUCUGUGGACGUAACGCCAGAAUGGCAGCCUGUUUGGCUUUGGAGCGAGUUGCAGUUGGCCAAGUGCUGCCUAAUGAAUCAUUGUUUUAUCGAGCUGUACUGCAGGUUAUUGUAGUAGAAGAAUAUGGAGUCAAAAGAAGUGAUCGCAAUAUUGGAAAAGUAUAUUCCAAAACAUCAUCCUUCCUGGAUUAUGUCAGGAAAUCUUUAAAAAAGCUUGAACUUGACGAGUCAAAGAUUUCAGACAGCCGCAUAAUGGAGUACUUUGAAAAAUACAAGCACAGAAUGAAUGAGAUGGAAGCUUUUAAUAUGCUGAAAGUUGUCCUGGGACCUUGCAUAGAAGUACUGAUCCUUCUAGAUCGUCUCUGCUACCUUCAGGAACAGGACAACAUUGCCUGGUCUGGACUGGUAAAGCUUUUUGAUCCCAUAAAAUCCCCCAGAUGCUAUGCAGUUGUGUCUCUGAAGAAACAGGCGUUUCACAUGCAAGCAAAUGGCUAAAUUGAUCCAGACUUCAAAACCGGUAUUACUGAUGGAUUUUGAGUUCAGUUUGUUUUCUACAGUUGUUCUAAAAUUAUUUUUAAAAUCUGCUGAUUGUUAUUUUAAAAUGCUUUGGUAUGUUUAUAGCUUAAGGCAAAUUAAUUAUUAGAAAAAUAAAAUAAAUUUAUUUUUGUAUGCCUGAUUACCCUAAAUUAUUAAUAAAACAGGAAAUGCAAAUUUUUAUUAUAGCUUUAAAUGUCAUGCGAAUUCUUCGUUUCUGCAUGAAAAAUUAGCAAACUGUAGGCCAGAAAACCCAUAUCACAGAUCGUCCAUAAACAGAUCUCCCAAUUAAAAAUGUGAAGCUA